Messenger RNA from [Torrubiella] hemipterigena, 1009 nucleotides. Lineage: Eukaryota; Fungi; Ascomycota; Sordariomycetes; Hypocreales; Clavicipitaceae. The record is from the annotation of a GenBank genome assembly.
CACCAGCUGACAGCAUCGCGAGACAGCCAAAGCCCACGCCAGUCUCCCUUGGGGUGGAUUCGUUAUCGAAACCGUGCCUUGCUGACCUGCCGAUGUAUUUAAUAAAGGCGGCGUCGCGCACGCGUAUAUCGACGGGAGACUAAACAAUAGGCUUCCUUGCGUUCCUGGCAGAUUCCCUUCUUGGUCAUUGGCUGGCUCCUCGAUACAAAGGGCACAUUCACAUUACAUCGUCUUCAUAUUUCGCCUUUUUCACGGUCAUCAUACUCGAUAACCCUCGCUCUGGCUAGCGGCGCCUUUGUACCCUUUCCCAGUUAAUUCUUCAAUUGAUAUAAUACCCUCCGCCCACCACCACUCCAUAUCCUACCUCAUCGCUCGACUUCACCACGCAGCUCUUCUUUGGCAGGCCAACUAGCUGUUUCAAAUAAUUCUUCUCACCUCCAUCUCUCAACCUUCUUUCUCACCUGCUUCAAAAUGCCUUCCUCCAUCUUCAACUUUGUCCGCCGUGGUCGCAAGUCGUCGUCAUCAGAACGUUCCUCGAGCCGUAGCUCGUCAACAUCGUCAUCGGCUGACAUGUCCACUAUAUCAGACAAUCGCCGCAGCUACGCGAGCUCCAUCAACAGCAUCAUAUUCAACCAACCUUCUAUGAUCGAUCACGCUGCUGAAUUGGAAAACUUCUCCAGCGAGCUGACGGUGCUGGAGCCCCGACCUGUUGUGUAUUGGAGCAGCGUCGAGGAACGAAUGGGUUCGCUUAACUUUUAAGCCGCCAUCUUCCAAUCUUCACACUACUUUCUUCCGCUCGCUUACUCCCACUUUUACAAUUUACAACAACAACAACAACAAGGCUCUCUUGGCCUUGUAUGUUACCUUUUUUUGUUUUGAUUCUGGAAAACGGGUGCACCAUGGAUUGGUUGGUGCCCGCCGUGGUCUCUUAUACUCUACAAUAAGCAAGGGACAAAAACUGUCUCAAGCAGUCUAUAAUGCCAAUUUAACGAUUUAUUCUUCCUUCCAC